Oryzias melastigma (Indian medaka) is the source of this 4729-nucleotide messenger RNA. RefSeq names its product solute carrier family 6 member 17 (gene slc6a17). The record is from RefSeq and is a predicted model, not a curated record. Bases 312 to 2495 code for a protein of 727 amino acids. Gene Ontology annotation, cellular component: plasma membrane; synaptic vesicle. Gene Ontology annotation, biological process: L-leucine transport; alanine transport; glycine transport. The transcript has 12 exons. NCBI's taxonomy places the organism in Eukaryota, Metazoa, Chordata, Actinopteri, Beloniformes, Adrianichthyidae.
UUUUUUUUUUUAGUGGGCAAACUUGGAGUUAGCGGGCGCUGGGCUCCUGCGUCAGACUUUACGCACGGCGCGCUCCGUGUGACUGGAAGCUCUCCGUGAUUUCGCAUCUCCGUGCGCUCAGAGAUGCUGCAUGCGGAGCAUCUUGAAUGAAGAGAACCUGCCAGGAUUCAUGCUCUCACCAGGAGUCGCAAUAAGAAGUUAUUCACUGCGCAAAUAAGAUUGAAGAAAAGCACAAUUCCCUUUUUGGCAGCACUUUCUCAGCUUCUGCUCCACCACUUCUCCCCUGAAAGAGCUGGCCUUCCUCAGCCACUAUGCCAAAGAAUACCAAGGUGACUCAGCUGCAGCACAGCAAUGAACCCGUCACCGAGUCUGUGGCCGACCUGCUGUCCCUGGAGCAGCCCAUGGACUAUAAGAGCAGUCAGAUGAGCAUGGGUCUCAGUCCUGGAUCUACUGCCCCGGGAAAGGCCUUGCUACCUGAUCCAGAAGAAGACGGCCGGCCGGCGUGGAACAAUAAGCUGGAGUACAUCCUGGCCCAGGUGGGCUUCUCUGUGGGUCUGGGUAACGUCUGGAGGUUUCCGUAUCUGUGCCAGAAAAACGGUGGAGGUGCAUACCUCGUCCCGUACUUUAUCCUUCUACUUCUCAUUGGAAUCCCGCUGUUUUUCCUGGAGCUGGCAGUGGGUCAGAGGAUCAGGCGUGGCAGCAUCGGAGUGUGGAACUAUGUAUACCCUCAGCUUGGAGGCAUUGGUGUUUCUAGUCUGAUGGUUUGUGGCUUUGUGGGCCUCUACUAUAAUGUGAUUAUUGGCUGGAGCAUCUUCUACUUCUUCCAGUCGUUUCAGUAUCCGCUGCCUUGGGCUGAAUGUCCCAUCCAGAGAAAUGGAACUCAAGCCAUUGUGGAGCCAGAGUGCGAGAAGAGCUCAGCCACCACCUAUUUCUGGUACCGGCAGGCUCUCAACAUCACCAGCACCAUCGAUGACACUGGCGGUCUGAACUGGAAGAUGACUUUGUCUCUGCUGGUGGCCUGGAUCAUGGUCUGCCUGGCAGUCAUUAAGGGUAUCCAGUCCUCUGGGAAGGUGAUGUACUUCAGCUCCCUCUUCCCAUAUGUUGUGCUCUUCUGUUUCCUGGUGCGGGGUCUGUUGAUGAAGGGCGCCAUCGACGGCAUCGCUCACAUGUUCACCCCUAAACUUGAGAAGAUGUUGGAACCUCAGGUGUGGAGAGAAGCAGCUACCCAGGUUUUCUUUGCACUCGGCCUGGGCUUUGGCGGCGUCAUUGCUUUCUCCAGCUACAACAAACGAGACAACAACUGCCAUUUUGACGCGGCGCUGGUUUCCAUCAUCAAUUUCCUCACCUCCAUCUUGGCCACGUUGGUGGUGUUUGCCGUGUUGGGGUUCAAAGCGAACGUCAUGAAUGAGAAGUGUGUCGUUGAGAAUGCCGAGAAGAUCCUGGGUUACCUAAACACAGGCGUGCUGAGCAAAGAGCUCAUUCCUCCUCACAUCAACUUCUCCCACCUGUCUGCUCAGGACUACUCAGAAAUGUACGGAGUCAUCAAAACCGUCAAGGAAGAUAACUUUGGUCAACUUGGUCUGGACCCCUGCAUCCUGGAGGAUGAACUUAACAAGGCAGUUCAGGGUACGGGUUUGGCCUUCAUCGCCUUCACAGAGGCAAUGACCCACUUUCCUGCCAGUCCAUUUUGGUCAGUCAUGUUCUUCUUUAUGCUCAUCAACUUGGGGCUGGGAAGCAUGAUUGGAACCAUGACCGGCAUCACCACACCAAUUCUGGAUGCUUUCAAGAUUCGCAAGGAGAUUCUGUGCGUGGUUUGCUGUGUCAUAGCUUUUCUGCUGGGCCUACUGUUCGUCCAACGCUCAGGAAACUAUUUUGUCACCAUGUUUGAUGACUACUCUGCUGGUCUGCCUCUCACUGUGGUGGUGAUCUUGGAGAACGUCUCAGUGGCGUGGAUCUAUGGCACCAAGAGGUUCAUGCAGGACCUGGAGGACAUGCUUGGUUUCAGGCCGUACGCCUUCUACUACUACAUGUGGAGAUACGUGUCUCCUGCCAUCUUGGUGGUGCUCAUCGCUGCCACAGUCAUCGAGAUGGCCGUCAGUCCUGCAGGAUACAACGCCUGGGUGGAAUCUGAGGGCUCUGAGCAGUUCCAUAGCUACCCCCCCUGGGCUCUGGCUAUGGCCUAUGCUCUCAUUGUGGUUGCCAUGCUGCCUUUACCCAUCAUCUAUGUUGUCCGCCAAUUCAACCUAGUCUCCGACGGCUCCAACAAGCUGUCCGUUUCCUACCGUAAAGGUAUGAUGAAGGACAUCUCCAACCUGGAGGAGGUGGAUGAGCAGCGUUUCAUUCUCAGCAAGAACCCAAGCGAAGCUCCCUCCCCCAUGCCCCCCCACCGGGCAUAUCUGGGGCCCGGAGGCACCCAGGAGAUGACCAACACCAACUAUGGCACCAGCACCAAGACAGGCUACCAGAACAUCGGCUCUCCUGAAUCUGAGCUAUGAUUUUCCAUCCCCCCCCCCACAACACCCACCCCAGAUUGGGGCAAACAAGCUAAGGAGAUCAUGAGGGAAAGAAAAUUAACUUACAUCAAUAAAUCAGCCCGUACCCCAAAGUAAAAUCCAUCCACACCCUCUUAGAUUUUAAUGGUUGGUUCUAUCUUAGCGACUUCAGUGUCAGUAAAACGUUAAUAUUCUGUGACCGGAAAGAUGGAUCCAAAACUAAAACGAAUGAGAAGAUAGUUAAGAGAAGACACAACAUUAAUGAAAAACAACCAUCUUUUUUUUUUGAUAGAAGUUUUUCUCAUCUAGAAAACAAAAUAGUUAUAAAAAGCAUCCAUCACAGUAUGUAGAAAUUGGUUUUGAUAGUAUUACAAGCACAUUGUAUCUUCACAUUUAUUGUGCCUAUCAUGCAUCAGCAAUAAUACGCACCAUCAGGGUCCUGACACGACUUUGGAUCUCCUUCUAGCUCUGAUUCCCACAAAUGUACGAUAAUGUAAAUAGGUGUUUUGUGCAAUGUUUCCACACUUCACAUGAGUUGCGCACACACACAUACACUGCAAUAGGGAGAAACAAGAGGCAGCUUGGCCACUCAUCGUUCCAUGAAACACAAGCACAGCCAUUGCUAGAGCAUCUCUGAGCCUUAACACAGAGCAGCACUUUUCUGUUUCAUAGUCUUCAAGAAGCAAUGCUCUGGAUUCGGUGAGCAGCAGUUGUGCUGAUCAGGUUGCUGGAAGUCUUUUAAUAAUAACCUUAAAUAACAGGUGUACACACAAGCAGAAACUGCUGUUCUUUGAUCAGAGUAGGGCUUCAUGCUUGUUUGCCAUAGAGUGGCAGGUGGAGGAAAAAACAGUUUUGUCUUUGUGUGCACACAGGUGUAAACACGAGUGUGAUGUCUGCAGCUGAUCAAGAGCUCCUCAUAACCCUACCGGUUUAAAAAUAGAGCUGUGGUACCCGGGGGAAGCUGUUGCAACACACCAUGCAAAUAUAUUCAAGCUGUCUGAUGUGAAGGAUUCGCAGAGGAGCAGUCACCAGGUUUCUAGUGUUUCACCUGCAUAGUAAUUGAAAAUGUCACCCUGCAUCAGUGCUAAACUGCACAUGCUUCAUCCUCGAGAGGAUAAGUGACUAAAUUCUCAAUUUUGCUGAGCAUAUUUCAUAAGCACUACAUAACACAGCUCAAUGUCUUCUUGUGAGUGAAGGGGGAGAAAAGGCUUUGUUCUCCCACUUUGAUUAUCUUACAACGUUUUGUUCAGGGAGUUACUGUGGAAAUUUCAAUGUUUAGAACUGUGGUGAUACAUGGUUUUGACCACUAGGUGUCUCUGCCAGCCAACAGAGAAAACAUUCUCUUUGUACCUGUGGCCCCUCCCUGAGAAGCACCAAUGCUUAAGACUGAAGUAAUGUAGUUGAAGAACAAUCAGUCACAUUCUCAUGUGCCUGAGCCGCCUCCGUGUUGUCUGUUUGCCUUAUGCUUUUGUCGGUGUAUUUGUUUUCUCUUCAUCCAGUGAAUAUUGGACCAAUGUUUCUACUUAUUCUUAUGAGCACUUUAAUUAGAUAGACCCUGGAGUUUUUAAGCAUACAUUUGAAGACUCAGCAAAAAGGCUUUUAGAGAAUAUAUAUAUCUAAAUAAAAGAAUUGAAUGUUUAUAAAAUGCACAAGACAAAAAAGCAUGGCAUCUCAGAAAUGCCUGAAGUCAAAUUUUAUGCGUUUGAUCUCAAAUUUGUGAAACAUCUCUGGAAAAGUGGUGAAAUAGAUCAGGAUCUUUGCCUGAACUGUUGCCUUUCCUUAGUAAAAAUGAAAGUUUGGCUUCUGUUUUGGCAUUAAGAUGUCUGGAGUAGAUCUCCAGAUUUGGAUCAUUGUUAUUCAUGUCUAAUCAGGGAUUUUUGAGGCACAAACAGAGAGCAGAGGGCCUUACAUUCAGUUGAAAUAAUUUAUUCUUCCAGUUGCUGUUCUGUUGCAUCCUUGAGUGGACAUCUGCAGGUACAAGAAGGUUAAAAUCUGUUGUGUCAAAUUGACAAAUCCAUAGGACAGAGCAUGCUUUGUUUGCAGUUUAAGCUUGAUUUUAAUGUGAAAGCAGAAGUUCACAAACAUCCAAAUGCAGCUUCCUUAAAGUGAUGUCUGGACACAUGUUUGUCCAGGACAGAGGUCUGCAACUUGAGGCUCUGGAGCCACAUGUAGCUUUUUUUAUCUCUCCAAUGUGGCUCUCUGGAUAAAGAAAAAUAAAAAGUUUAAUGUUUAAAAAA